GCCUUGCGGUGAUUGGUUCCGCCCAGGCGCGAAAUGUAACGCGGGAAAAGCCGGAGCGGGGACCGCGGCAGCAGGUUGUUAUUUUCGGGGUCUCGGUCCCGCGCGUCCUGGUUUCCUGUCACCGCCAGGGCCAGGCUGCCCGCUGCUUCCCGCGUUGGGGAAUACAAAGAGCGGAGGGCGGCUUGACCAGGGCUGGGGUCCGGCCCUGUCUGCCAGGUGCCGGCCGUGCCGCUCAACUAUUUGGUGGCCGCUGCGCAGGAUUCCGGGAAACGUCCGCCUGCCAUGAGCCGGCGGGACUGAGCUAGUGACUUUGAGCAGCGCGGGAGAGCGAGCGAGGGACCGGACCGGUGCUCAGGGAGUGCGGCCGAGGACCGCCAGAGGUGCGGAUCGGGGCCGGGCGAUGAUCCGGGGCGUGGAGGUGCCUAUGGGGGACAACCCCCCGCAGCCACCACCCGUCAUCUUCUGCCACGACUCCCCGAAGCGGGUGCUGGUGUCGGUCAUCAGGACAACCCCGAUCAAGCCCACGUGCGGCGGCGGAGGGGAGCCGGAGCCGCCGCCGCCACUCAUCCCCACCAGCCCCGGCUUCAGCGACUUCAUGGUGUACCCGUGGCGUUGGGGCGAGAACGCACACAACGUGACGCUCAGCCCCGGGGCCGCGGGGGGUGCCGCCUCGGCCGCCCUGCCCGCAGCCGUCGCCGAGCACUCGGGGCUCCGGGUCCGGGGCGCGCCCCCGCCCGCCGCCUCUGCCGCCGCCGCUUCGGGAGGUGAGGACGAGGAGGAAGCGAGCAGCCCAGAUAGCGGCCACCUCAAGGAUGGAAUCCGACGUGGUAGACCCAGAGCAGAUACUGUCCGAGAUUUAAUAAAUGAAGGGGAGCAUUCAUCCAGCAGAAUCCGUUGUAACAUCUGUAAUAGAGUGUUUCCACGGGAGAAAUCGCUCCAGGCUCACAAGAGGACUCAUACAGGUGAGAGACCCUAUCUGUGUGACUAUCCAGACUGUGGAAAAGCCUUUGUUCAAAGUGGGCAGCUCAAAACACAUCAGCGUCUUCACACCGGAGAGAAACCAUUUGUUUGUUCAGAAAAUGGCUGCCUGAGCAGAUUUACCCAUGCAAACCGCCACUGUCCCAAGCACCCUUAUGCCAGGCUGAAGAGGGAGGAGCCUACGGACACACUCAGCAAGCAUCAGGCUGCGGACAACAAGGCUGCCGCCGAGUGGUUGGCAAAGUAUUGGGAAAUGAGAGAGCAGCGUACCCCCACCUUGAAAGGCAAGCUUGUACAGAAGGCUGACCAGGAGCAGCAAGACCCCCUGGAAUACCUUCAGUCUGACGAAGAGGAUGACGAGAAGAGCGGGGCCCAGCGCCGGCUGCAGGAGCAGCGGGAGCGCCUGCACGGAGCCCUCGCUCUCAUAGAGCUCGCCAACCUGACAGGGGCGCCGCUCCGACAGUAGCCUGGACACUGACUCUUCCACUGUACAAAAGUACUGCCCAGCGUACUUAAAAAGUAGAUCCUUGGGCAUAAGCUAAGCACCUUAUUUGCUUAUCAUAGGCUGCUAUUCUGUAGAAACUAAUGAAGAAUGUUAUUGCCCCAGAAUAUGGGGUGAGAAAGAAAUGCACUUUUUUUAUAUAGGAAUGGAUUUAAUGUUUGAUGUAAAGUUUUAACUAUUUGUAAAUAUGGACUGCAGAGUACAGGGUAGAAAACUACAUAUUGUGGGAAGCUAGAUUUUGCAAGUUUAAUGCAUUCAUUGGAAGUAGUUCUCACAGGAAGCACUUUCUGAAUAAGACAUUUGUGUGAAAAACAGAAUGGUACAAAUAGCCAAAGAAGGUUGAAAUAGAUUAUUUAUAAGAUCAUUUUUAACAAUGUAUAUUAGUAUGUUUAACAAUACUGUAAACACUGAAGCAAGCAAGAAAGUAUAAGAUACGUGUGUAAGGUAGAUAUUUUUAAAUUGCAAAAUAGUGUGCCCACUAAGACUAGAGAAAUGGGAAGCUGACUAUUUUGGAAGAUGUUCUAAGUUAUGGAUUUGGAAGAAAAAAGAUAUUUCAGGUUCUUGGUAAGAUGCACAAUAGUUCAGAAUUUUCAAAAUUGGAGUAAAAUCAGUCUUAUUCUAUCUUUCUGGGGCUUAAAACUUACUAUAAUGUUUAAGUUUGAAAAGCACUUGUCACCCCUAGCAUGUAAACUUGGGAACUUUUGCACAUUUCAUGUUUCUCAUUUGCUGAAAUUGAGUGAUUAAUCUUGCAAAGUCUAGGUAACAUGGUAAUUGGUGAUUUUUUUUUAAUAUAUUAUGGGCCCUGUAAUGAGAUUUGGCACUUGGAUUUUUGUUAAUAAAAGGGACAUCUACAGGGUUGUUUUGUAGGGAAAUGUUUUAGAUCUUUUGUUAGCAAACACUAAAUUGUACUGCUUAUUUAGAAUUAUUAGCAAAUGGAAGCCUCCAUAUUUAUAUUUUCAGUGCAUAAAGCCACCUUCUUGCUUUACUUCGAAUAACAUGCCAAGCUAUUUUGUGUUCACUAAAUUUAGCUAUCAGUUAAACACUGCAGAAAAUAUUAGCUACUCAAAUAAGUAGGUUUCUGAAAUAGUUUUAACUGCAAGUGUGUUAACUUGUGUGGUGGUUUUAAGCCAUUUUCCCAAAUAGAUGAAGUUAUUAAACACCACUUUAUGUAGUGAAGCAGGAACAGAAAAAUCAAGAGCUGAGCAGACCACCUCCUUUAUGUAGGCAAAAACUUCCAUCAUUUUGGCUUCUGUUUUAAGCAGCACUAAAUGACAUGCAUAGUAUGGUAAUUUACAGAUUGCUUAAUUGGAGUAAAACUUGGACUACUAGAGGGAAAUAUGGACUCUUCAUAUUUUUGAGGAAGUGGGAUCGUACAGAUAUAGUUUAAACAUUAUCUAGAAUGUAGGCUUUAUCCAAAAAUCCUAAUGUGUUGCAGUACACAGGUAGUAUAAAAUAUGUAGCCAUGGGGAACGGGAGAUAUGUAAAUAUCUUGAAGAGGAGCAAAAAUAUGAAAGAAGAUAUGAUAGUUACAAAUAAUGUGUAUGAUGAGGACAUACUUUAAAAAUGUAAUUCCUCUGUAUAAUAAAUCACAAACCUUUAGGGGUUUUUUUAAUAAGAGAAUUUAUAUUUGUAAUGGUCUAAGAAUUUUGUUUGUAAUCUGGUAUAUAGAAUUUUAACUUGGAGCACUUAUAAGCCUGUUAAGACAGAGUAUAGCAUCUGAAUUUUCUUGGUUUAGGUUUCAACAUUUCUUCUAGAAUUUUUUCUCUCAAGUACGAUUUAAAUGAUCUAAAAGGCAACACUCAUCAGUCUUGGGAAAUUUAAAAUUUGAUAAACUUAUCUGAAGAAGGAAAGAUAGUAAGAAUUUUAAAAAUGCAAAUAUUUACCAGUUUACAGAUGAUAAAAUUUAAGGCCCUAAAGAGUAAGGGUUUGUUUUUGUUUGUUUCUCCAGUCAGCUUUUGUUAACUCUAAUAGUUAUAUUCACAAACAUUUUUUAUUUGUUUAAUUGGAAUAGUUUAAGAAAUUAUUAUAACUAUUUACUAUAAAAACAUUUUAAAUGUUCUUGUUUGAUAUAAGCUAUAUACUUCAACAAAAUACAUUGGUAUCUAAAAUUGGAGGUAUGUUAGGACUGCUUUUUGUUUUAAAAAAUGUGGUUUACAUUCAGAUUUUUGAAGUGUUUUAUGCUUCAUAUGGCUAAGUUGUAGUUUGGCAAAGUUAACAGCAUAAGAAUAAACAUGCUGUAAUUUUUAAAGAUGCUUUGAAUAAAAAUUUAUUUUAAUUUAAA
This is a messenger RNA of Lemur catta (Ring-tailed lemur), 3761 nucleotides long. It is a transcript of the gene ZNF367, whose product is annotated as zinc finger protein 367. The transcript has 5 exons. Gene Ontology annotation, biological process: homophilic cell-cell adhesion. Gene Ontology annotation, cellular component: cell-cell junction. Lineage: Eukaryota; Metazoa; Chordata; Mammalia; Primates; Lemuridae. The record is from RefSeq and is a predicted model, not a curated record. The coding region runs from base 401 to 1444 and encodes 347 amino acids. Gene Ontology annotation, molecular function: ionotropic glutamate receptor binding.